UGGUCGCACCAGUGCGCACCCAUUGCCGAUUCAGUCAGAUACCGCCGAUAUACUCGAUAUUUGAAAAUUAUCUGCGGCAGAGCAAACUGCCGCACGUGUGGCUCUGCAUUUCGGUUGCAUUCUAGCCAAAGGCUAAGGUUUGAAGUGGAAAAAUAUUCGAAAUGGGUUGCGCAACGGGCACAAUAAAGUACUCGCUGUUCCUGUUUAAUGCCUUAUGGGCGAUACUGGGCAUCUUGGUGCUUAUUUUUGGCGGCCUCGGCUGGGGAGCAAUGCCGGAUGCGUAUGCCAUCGGUAUCUUGGUUCUGGGCGGUAUUAUCCUGGUUAUAUCCCUGUUUGGAUGCUGCGGAGCCGUUCGCGAAUCGCCGCGCAUGCUCUGGACGUAUGUGUCACUGCUGCUGGUUUUGCUACUACUUAUAGUGGCCUUUAUCAUCCUGAAUCCCAAAGAUGUCUUUAAGAAGUACGCCCUUCAGACGGUCGAGAAUCAGUGGGAGCGGGAGCAGACAAAGCCUGGCAGUAUGGAUAUUAUUCAGAAGACGUACAAUUGCUGUGGCCGCGACAGUGCCCAAGACUACUUGGAUAUCAAAUUCUGGAACAACACCGUUCCAAAUAGUUGUUGCAAGGACGACAGCUGUGUGAAUCCCCUGAAUCUCUACCUGCGGGGCUGCCUUGGCACAGUGGAGGAGGCUUUUGCAGAUGAGGCAUCCACUCUGGGAUAUUUGGAGUGGGGUCUGCUCGGAUUCAACGCUGCCAUACUUUUGCUGGCCAUCAUCUUGGCCAUUCACUACACCAACCGACGGAGACGAUAUAACUAUUAGUGAAUAGUUACCCAUUAAGAAACCAAACUCCUCUUUUUUAAGCGUCACCAAUGUACUGUUUGUUUUUUGAUACGAAAGCACAGCGUUAUUGAAUUUUAAAAUAAUUUGUACAUGAUUAUAAGUACCACCCAAGUGUUGUUUUUAAAUA
Drosophila teissieri is the source of this 963-nucleotide messenger RNA. Its product is annotated as protein late bloomer. The coding region runs from base 162 to 815 and encodes 217 amino acids. Lineage: Eukaryota; Metazoa; Arthropoda; Insecta; Diptera; Drosophilidae. The record is from RefSeq and is a predicted model, not a curated record. Gene Ontology annotation, cellular component: membrane. The transcript has 5 exons.